Messenger RNA from Dermacentor silvarum, 563 nucleotides. RefSeq lists its product as uncharacterized. The coding region runs from base 69 to 476 and encodes 135 amino acids. The record is from RefSeq and is a predicted model, not a curated record. The transcript is spliced from 2 exons. Lineage: Eukaryota; Metazoa; Arthropoda; Arachnida; Ixodida; Ixodidae.
UGGAGACAUCGCGUCACACAUGGCUGUUCGGCUGCCCAAUCCCUGUGACAGUGACCGCAGCCGGCAUAAUGCUGUGCCAGGGGGAUCGCAGCCUUCCAAAUCGCAGUGCACACCUGCUGUCGCUGCACUGCUGUCAGAGACUCAAGACAGGCCUCUGGAACAGUUCGCUGGUUGUCAAGACAUGUACGACGAAUCAACAGACCUCUGGUCAUGGGACGACAACAGUAGCCCGAUGGAAGAUGCUUCAACAAAUACUGCACGCCCCCAUGGCCAAGUACAAGACACUUCAGACAGCCAACCACGCAAUGGCGGUGGUGCAAAACCAUCAGAGGCUGCAGCUGUACCAUCUGCAGCAAGUUCCAGUGCCGCUGCAGCGGCAAGUUCUAGCGCCGCUGUGCCAGCUGGCACGAAACGCGCUUCAACCUGCAGCAGCCAGAGGCAAACGGCGGUCUCAAUUGAAUUGGGUGCCCGCCUAGAUGCCAUCAAAGAGGACCGUGAUCAAAAGAAAAAGGAGCAUUUAUUGAGGCUGAAAUUCAUGCGCAUCGAACACAAGCAGAAGAAAG